GCAGAAUAAUAACCUCACGCGUAUAAUUGCUCCUAAUUAGUCAAAACUCAAUAUGCAGAGUGUAGUCUCUUGGCUUAUAAAAAGGUGGGUGGAGAGUGCUAAGUUCAUGUAAAACUCACAGUUGGUACUGUAAAAGAAUACAAAUAGCAACAGAAAACCGGCCUCCUGCAACCAAGGAGCUAGCUUAGCUACCUAGGAAAAGUUACAAAGUCAAAAAAAAAAAAAAAUGCAACUCCACAAAUUAAAGCUUCAAUUAGCUAGCUACCUCAACUAAGCUAAUUUCAGCCGUCAAUUAGUUACUAAAUUAAGUCAAUGGCCGUGGCGGCGGCGGCGGAGGCGGUGGCGGCUAUGGGAGUGGAAGGAGGGGUUGUUGAUGAUUACACAAAAGAUGGAACAGUUGAUCUCAAAGGAAACCCUGUUCGUAGAUCCAAACGUGGUGGUUGGAAAGCUUGCUACUUUGUUGUUGCAUACGAGGUGUUUGAAAGAAUGGCAUACUAUGGCAUAUCAUCAAAUUUGGUUUUGUAUAUGACAAGAAAACUUCACCAAGGAACUGUGGAAUCAGCCAACAAUGUUACCAAUUGGGUUGGAACUAUUUGGAUGACUCCUAUUUUAGGCGCUUAUGUCGCGGAUGCCCACCUUGGACGUUAUUGGACUUUUCUCAUUUCUUGCGCCAUCUAUCUCUCGGGAAUGUCAGUAUUAACCCUUGCUGUUUCACUACCUGGACUGAAACCACCCUCUUGCAAUGCAGCCCAAGUUGGAGAUUGUAAAAAGGCCUCACCAUUACAACUAUCUGUGUUCUAUGGUGCUCUUUAUACUCUCGCAGUUGGGACGGGUGGGACCAAGCCAAACAUCUCAACCAUCGGGGCGGACCAAUUCGACGAUUUUGAGCCCAAAGAGAAGGCCCAAAAAAUAUCUUUCUUCAACUGGUGGAUGUUUAGCAUUUUCUUUGGGACCCUGUUUGCUAACACAAUCCUAGUCUACAUCCAAGAUAAUGUGGGUUGGGCUUUAGGAUAUGGGCUUCCUACAAUUGGGCUUGCAAUAUCAAUCUCAAUAUUUUUAACUGGAACUCCAUUUUAUAGGCAUAAAUUGCCUACUGGGAGUCCUGUCACAAGGAUGGCAAAGGUUAUUGUUGCUGCCAUUAGGAACCGAAAAGCGCCUUUUUCUAAGAAGUUGUAUGAACUUGACUCAGAUGAAUAUACCAAGCAUGGGAAGUUCAGAAUAGAGUUAACUCCCUCUUUAAGGUUCCUUAACAAAGCUGCAAUGAUCACUGAUUCACAAGACCCUUGGAAGCUAUGCACAGUUACACAAGUUGAGGAGACAAAACAGAUGUUAAGAAUGAUUCCAAUCUUGAUCGCUACAUUCGUCCCAAGUACCAUGGUAGCUCAAGUACACACCCUUUUCAUCAAGCAAGGAACCACCCUGGAUAGGAGCAUAGGCAAGUUCCACAUCCCUCCUGCAAGCCUAACCGGGUUUAUGACAAUUUCAAUGCUCGUUUUCAUUGUUUUCUACGACAAAAUCUUGGUGAAAGUGAUGAGAAAAAUGACCAAGAAUCCAAGAGGUAUCUCAUUGCUUCAAAGAAUGGGGUUUGGCCUAACCAUCCACAUAAUAAUCAUGACCAUUUCAUCUUUAAUAGAGAGGAAGAGGUUAAGUAUUGCAAAGGAACAUGGGUUGGUCGAGAGUGGUGCACAACUUCCUUUAACAAUCUUCAUCCUUCUCCCUCAGUUUAUGCUAAUGGGGGUUGCAGAUGGAAUAUUAGAGGUGGCAAAGUUGGAGUUCUUCUAUGAUCAAGCUCCUGAAGGAAUGAAGAGUCUUGGAACUGCUUACUCAACCACAACUCUUGGAAUAGGGAAUUAUAUAAGUAGCUUCCUCUUAUCAACAGUUUCACGCCUCACUGCACAAAAUGGACACCAUGGUUGGAUUUUGAACAACCUUAAUGCCUCUCAUCUUGAUUACUACUAUGCAUUGUUUGUCAUCCUUAAUGUGGUAAAUUUCUUCUUUUUCUUGCUCAUAGCUCGGUCCUAUGUUUACAAGGCCGAAAUUUCUAAUUCCAUGGAAGUACUUAGGGAUGAAUGCAUCUAUAGUAGUCCUAAGACUACAAAUCGAGCUAUUUAGUUUUCGAAGUGUUAAGUAUGCACAAGUAUCCUUAUGCUACUCUCUCCCUCUCUAUUAGUAUGGUAGAGUAACUUUUAUGGUGUAUAAAGGGAAGUGAAAACACUAACUUUUGCGGAAAAUAGAUCAUCCAUUGUUGCCUAUGGUUGAAUCAUAUAUAUACUUGCUCCGUUCUUUUUUA
This is a messenger RNA of Spinacia oleracea (spinach), 2290 nucleotides long. RefSeq names its product protein NRT1/ PTR FAMILY 5.2. The coding region runs from base 313 to 2112 and encodes 599 amino acids. The transcript has 4 exons. The record is from RefSeq and is a predicted model, not a curated record. Gene Ontology annotation, cellular component: membrane. Lineage: Eukaryota; Viridiplantae; Streptophyta; Magnoliopsida; Caryophyllales; Amaranthaceae. Gene Ontology annotation, molecular function: tripeptide transmembrane transporter activity; dipeptide transmembrane transporter activity. Gene Ontology annotation, biological process: transmembrane transport; dipeptide transport.